Messenger RNA from Annulohypoxylon truncatum, 3119 nucleotides. RefSeq names its product cysteine proteinase. The record is from RefSeq and is a predicted model, not a curated record. Gene Ontology annotation, molecular function: cysteine-type endopeptidase activity; cysteine-type deubiquitinase activity. Lineage: Eukaryota; Fungi; Ascomycota; Sordariomycetes; Xylariales; Hypoxylaceae. Bases 143 to 2989 code for a protein of 948 amino acids. The transcript is spliced from 5 exons. Gene Ontology annotation, biological process: protein deubiquitination. Gene Ontology annotation, cellular component: cytosol; nucleus.
AACGCGCAACCAUCAGCAAACCGCGACUCGAAACUUUCGGUCCCGCACCUGCGUACUAGCAAAAAAUUGCGAUUUGCGUAUUGGCGAUAAGAGUCGCCGAAGCGGUGGAUAGCCACUGCUUCGUCAACCCCAAGCCGGCAAGAUGAAUGGUAAUCAUCUGCCGGCUGGGCAGCCUGGAGGAGGCGUCGGCGGAGGUGUGGUGAGAGGACAAGUUGACAUGGGACCGGGCACAGGACCAACCGGUGGUCGCCAACGACGACCGCCGCCGCCUCAGUACCCAACCCACCAUCAACUUCAACAUCAGUAUUACUACCACCAACAACACGCCAGCCCAAUCUACCACAAUAGCUAUAUCGCCCCCUAUCCCCAGAGCUAUCAGGCUCCGCACCACUAUCAGAAUGGCGUUAUAGCAAACAACCCUUACAUACAGUACAACCCGUACUCUCAACGAUCUCCUCCCGCGAUACAUCAGCAAUAUGCUCCCAUCGUAUCGUCUAGUAUGCAACCUCAACAUCAGCCUUACCCUCGACCGCCUCCACAACAACAGCCUCCACAACAUCAUCAACAGCCUUCUCCAGCACUCUCGACUCCUCCUCCUUACGUGGCAGCGCCGCCGCCGCCGCCGCCACCUGUUCCCGUACCCGAAACACCUUCAUCUACGCACUCGUCGCAAGUCCUUCCAACUCCCUUGACACCCCUUACUCCGCAAAAUCAGGAAGUCGCCUCCAGUACUCCGGAUGUCGAGCUACGGUCCCAAUUACCUUUUAGACCUCCUCUACCAUGGUUAUCGCGGCCUGAUAUACCCUUCCCAGCCAAGUCUGCACGAUCUAGGAGAAGACGGCGAAUACAAGAUCCUAACGCCGAAUCGGUCGAGUUGCCCUCAAACCAAGGGAAGGGGCCAGAGUCUGGGGCUGUGCCCCAUGAAGAGGCCUUGGGAGGUGACGCUUCAUUGCCUGAAACUCCCACGCUCAAAUCCGCUGCUGCUGCCGACCUGAAUGGCACUAGCACCGACUUAUCGACACAUUCGGAAACUCCAUCAACACAAGAUGUGCCGUCGGAAGUCGCUCAAUCAACCUCACCUUCUACCCCUCAGUCAGUGCAUGCAGUUCAGUCCCCCACUGCUGCAUCUAUUACUCCUACCAAAGCCACGAAACCCGCCUCUCGUACAGCAGUACCAGCAGUCCCCGUCCUCCCCGCCUUCCCUAAGGCAAGCCCCAAGGAAGCAACCUCGUCUAGUAUCGAAGUCAAGCCAUCGGAGCGGAAACAGUCUGAGCCGCAAGCGACAACUGAAGCGCCCGUGACAGAGAAUUCAGUUGAAACAUCCCAAGCCGAAGUCAAACCAGAACCAGCCCCCGCCCCGGUAAAGGCAGCCCCGAAACUUUGGACCGGACUAUUCACCCGUCCGACACCCAGCCCUUCUUCGACUGGCGGCACUGGCACGGGAUCUGCGGGUACCGGCGCUACGACGGCUGGCGCCAUUCCAGACGGUGCGGUUCAGGGUAAUGGAAGCGUAGGUGUAGGUAGUUUUGCGAAGUCGAACGCAAGCUCUUUGGCUGAGGCUCUGCGGGCUUACAACGUUAGUGGCGAUAGGAAAAUUGCCUUCCUAGAACCCAGGGGUUUAAUCAAUACCGGAAACAUGUGUUAUAUGAAUUCCGUCUUGCAAGUUCUUAUUUUCUGUAUUCCAUUUUAUGACUUUCUGGACCAGGUUGGGAAGAAGGCGGCGCAUAGUUUCAAAAGCGAGACACCCCUGAUUGAUGCCAUGAUUAUGUUCAUGCGGGAAUACAAGGUCAUUGAUUCCGCGGUAUCUGUUGAACAGCUUCGCCGGAGGCUCAAGAGCGAGGAGCUCGAACAGUACGGCGAGCCUUUUACUCCAGAGUUUGUCUAUGAUGCUAUAAGGAAGCUUCCUAGAUUUGCCAGCAUGAGGCGUGGACACCAGCAGGAUGCCGAAGAAUUCCUCGGUUUCUUAUUAGAGGCGCUGCAUGAUGAAUGCGCUCAAGUAAUGCGGCACCUACCUAACUCGGGCGGAAACUCUACAGCCGGCUCUCCUUCAGCAACUUCACCUACGAGCGCCCCGGACACCAACGAUUGGUUAGAGGUAGGACGGCGACAACGAGCUGCCAUUACGCGAUCCUCAGGACAUCCCGUUGCGUUAUCUCCUAUUAGCAAGGUAUUCGGCGGGCAGCUAAGAUCCGAACUAAGAGUGUCGGGUCUACAAGACUCCGUGACCCUCGAGCCGUUCCAGCCGCUUCAACUAGAUAUCGGUUCGCCUCAGGUCCACAAUAUUGUUGAUGCGCUGAAGGGUCUUACCACGCCCGAGACUCUACAUGGUGAUUUCGGAUCUUCAAGGGGAAAGGAUGCGGUGGCCGUCAAACAGGUUUUUAUUGAAUCCCUACCACCGGUUCUCAUUCUCCACUUGAAGCGUUUCCAGUUCGAUACCGAGGGUACCGGAACUGUCAAGAUUUGGAAGAAAGUUGGAUAUCCACUUGAACUGGAACUUCCCAAAGAGAUCUUUUCGCGACAGAAGAGGAACAGCUUCCUCGCAGAAGGCCACGGCUUCCCUAAGUACAGAUUAAUCGCUGUGGUCUACCAUCACGGUAAGAACGCAAGUGGCGGGCACUACACCGUGGAUCUCAGGCGCCAGGAUGGCCGCGAAUGGAUUCGUCUAGACGACACGGUGAUCCGACGAGUCAGAAGCGAAGAUGUAGCUGAAGGGGGCGCCGAGGAUGAGCGUGUCAAGGCAACUACUCGACCAGACAAGAAGGAUAGUGUCGUCAGUGGUUCUGGAAACAGGUUCGAGGGAAUUGGCGACAACGAAGCUGGUGACGACGAGGGAUGGAACAAGGUCAGCGCUCCUACUAACGGAGCCAAGAAAUGGAGCUCCGUUGUCAACGGAGCAUCGAACACGGCUACUCAAGCAAAGGAAAAGCAUGCCAAGGACAACAUCAAAGACAACAAGGUGGCUUACCUACUAUUCUACCAGAGAGUCUAGAAGGCUCGACUGCCUCGAUGGAACAUUUGCCGUACUGGCUAGCAACCGCCGGUGUAGGGUGUAAUGGGAAUUUUACGUUCAAAAGGGAGGAUUGGUAUACCUAACGGUGGCAAGGUGUCGUUGGUAAUGA